Scophthalmus maximus (turbot) is the source of this 4711-nucleotide messenger RNA. RefSeq lists its product as uncharacterized. Gene Ontology annotation, biological process: negative regulation of nodal signaling pathway. Gene Ontology annotation, cellular component: cytoplasm. The record is from RefSeq and is a predicted model, not a curated record. Bases 441 to 3749 code for a protein of 1102 amino acids. Lineage: Eukaryota; Metazoa; Chordata; Actinopteri; Pleuronectiformes; Scophthalmidae. The transcript is spliced from 4 exons.
GUAACGCGAUCACCCCGACUGUUGCAUUGUCUCAGCGGGGGCACGCUGCGCACGGAGCCGCGCACCGGGAGGCUCGUGAGCGACAUUCAAAGGACGACGUGAGCAGCACACGGAGCUCUCGAGGGGAUGUGAGUUGUGUGUCUCGGGGAUGAUCCUUCACGCGUGCUGUCGCUGGAUCCAGUGAUCGUGGUGUGGUGCCAGUGCGCGGGGCUGCCCGCCUGGAGCUGCGGCUGCACGGCGCGUUACAGAUGGUCAGCGCUGUACUUCCCUUCAUGUUGUGUGAUAAUUCGCCUGAGUGCUAUGUUGCCGUCGGCCGUGCGCACCUGCGCCGCUCCGCCUGCAUCCGGACCCUAGCGCGCUGAUUCCUCUCAUCCAUUGCGCGGUCACUGAGCGCUGGUCGGCGGUGCGCUCGCGUUCCGCCCGCCGGCACCUCGACGAGGAUGGCCGGCCGCCGCGGCUGCGUGAACUCGCUCUGGUCGGGCAGCGAGCGCGUCCGCAUCGGCGAGCGCCUCAGGGCGACGCUGGCCGGGGUGCUGGAGCUGGAGCUGCUCAGGUGCAAACACCUGGAGAUGGUGGACGCCGCCCUGGAGGACCGAGCGUCCGCCGCCGCCGCCGCCGACGACGAGGAGCCGCGGGCGGAGGAGGGCGGCGGGACACCGCAGACUGAGAGCGCCGCAUCGGACGCCGAGCAUGGCUCUGCGACAUCCCGCCGGCAACAGGCUCCCUCUCCUUCAGAUAUAUUGGUGUUGCCUUGUCAGUGCAGUCCAGAGGACUGUGGCAGUAAUCCAGGAGACGGGGCAGUCCACUCCUCAUCUGCAAGGGGAAGUAAUUCACGCUGGUCCACUCUAUCCUGGGACGCCCCCUCUGACCUGCUCUCUCCCCCAACACCAGACACCAGUGGUAUGGUCCACCUGGACAGCGACUCCAGACCCAGUUCAGGUUUCUAUUCAGUGAGUGGGAGCUCUCUGUCAGACUCUUGCUACUCUGUGUCCAGUGAAGCCGCUCAGGGAGGACCGGUGCCACCGGCCAGACCUCUGAAGCUGUCUACAGACAACAUGGACACCCUCUGGUCAGAAGGUGCAGUGCAGAAGCAGCUGCAGCAGCAGAAGCAGCAGCAGGCGGAGCAGCAGCAGCAGCCUGUACUGCAGAACAGCCAGGAAGAUGUAGAACCAACAGAAGGGACCCCAGUUUCAGGGCCCAGUGACCUAGAAGUGACUGGUCUGAGCUUUUUGUCUGACAUCUGUUCAGGACUUGGUGAUUCCUUGAUUGUUUCCCUCCUCCCACUUCUUGAGCCUAUUUCCUCUUCUUCAACCUCCUCCCUUCAUCCGAAGCCCCAGCUGGACCCUCGCUUCUGUACUGACCUGGUGUCCCGUCGGACCAAAGAGGUCUACCCUUACCCCAGCCCCCUGCAUGCUGUCGCUCUCCAGAGCCCCCUCUUCACCACCCAGAGCCAGGAGCAAUCGUCCUCUCCGAGUCCAGAAGGACCCCAACAUGAUGAUCCACUAGAGUCCAAUGCUGACCCAUCUCUGCCUCAAAAGGCUCAACAGGCUCAGCAGGCCGCCACCCUGGCUUCCUUCACCCAGCUGGAACAGUACAUCUGUCGCCUGGCUCAUAAGUACCGCAGUCGAGUGACCUCCUCCACCUUCGAUCUCACUUCAGCUGCCACCGCUGGUCUAGUGCCGCACAGAGGCCUUUGCACCCCUGGCAAAAGUCAUGGUUCCACCCAGUCGCUUUCUGCUUUUGAGAGCCGCAAUACAUCCACAAUGCCAGGGGGCAGCAUCACCCCCUGCAAGUCACUGCUGGGAAACUCAGCCAGAGUCAGUCUCAGCACUGCUGGGAAAAAGGCCACUAGGAACUCAAUCAACCUGGGUAACCUUCCUUCAGCAACUGGAGAUGACUUGAAUAUAAACGUGCAUCUCAACCUUAACUUAAACCUGGCCCCUGGUUUAAAUUCUGGCCGGGGCCUCGUGGACAAUUCCAAAAAUGGCAGUUGUGGAGCUUUGAGAAGUGACUUUACUACAGCUUCCACUGCCUCCUCUUCAUCGCUCUCCUCUGCUACACCCACCCCAGCUCUUAGAGCUCGCCCUCGCAUUUCAACUUGUCCGAGUAGCCUGAGCCACCGCAGUUCCCUGGAGGUCACUUCAGGGUCUGGACCAAGUCCGGGAUAUGGGUCAUCAGGCUUCUGUCGCUCAUUAGACUGGAGCAGCUGUGCUCCACCUGAGUCUGGGCCAUCAGUGUUUGGUACAAAUGCUGGGUCAGCUCCUGGGUCUCAGCGUAGCAGCUUGAUCCAAGAGUCCAGCUCCAGUCCCAAGUUAAGCGAAGACUCCGCCAUGGUGGAAGAGAUCUCCCGCCUCUCUGGCCUGUCCAGGGCUGUUGUGGUAGGACUGAUGGAACAAGGUGUAGAGCUUGAUAUUGACUGCUUCCAAACAGAUACUGCCGGAGAAGUGAGCGGUCACAGUAAAUCUCACAUGACAGCCCAGACAGAUCAGUCACAUGAUUAUACUAAACUGACCAACCUGACUCCCCAGAGACCAAUACAGCUCUCCCUCAGUGUCACCCAUUCUCCUCAGUCUCAGUCCAGUCUCACCCCUCCCCUCUCACACUCCAGCAGCCCCAUACACCCUUACCAGUCCAUCCAUAUUCCCUCUCCCCACUACCCAUCACACUGCCACUACCAGCAAAUCCCUUCCCCAUCCGACCUUCCCUCUUCCACAGCCUCCUCCCCUGCCUACCGCCCCACUGCCAGGGGUCGCUCCCCUCCCCGGCCUCUCCAGCCCUCCCCACUGGGUGCCACCCCUCUCUCAGUAUUCCGACGGGAUGCACCCUUCCAGUGCUCCCUGCCCCACACCAAUACAAGGACCUCUCCUACGGAGUAUGGCGGCAUCCAACCAAGAGGUGGAUCACUUCGGCAGAGUGGAGGAGGAAGUGGAGGUAGUGGUGGGUGGAACAGGGCAGAGGGAGAAGGGCUUUACAGAGGAAAGCAUACCUCUCAUAAGUUGAUCAGGGCAGCCACAGUAAGCAGCUAUGCCAAGAGAGAGGAAUACAGCUCUGUUUGGGGUGAGGAGGAGGAAAAGGAGCAAACGGCAGCUCAAACACCAAGAAAGACCUCCAACAAACUCUGGAGGGGCUUUGAGGGACGGCUCUGGGGCAAAGAGUCAGAGAGAGAACGGGAGGAGAUGGACAGAGCUGAGUACGGCUACGGAUGGAGGAGGAACAGUGUUGGCAGCUGGAGAAGGGAGAGCCGUAAAGUAAAGGCCUCGUCCAGCAGUAAUGACAAGAGGCCAAAAGUAGACAACUCCCCCAUCUCCUCAAAGAAGAGAGUGAAGGAAGAAGGGGAGAAACGCAGCUCCAGCCUCAGGCUUUCCAGGAGGGCUUUGUUCAGGAGUGAGUCCCAAGGUUUGCUGGUCCCUCGUAACCACAGCGAGGAGCCGGUAAAGCGAGCGCUCUGGGUCUCCUCAUCGGACGUGGGGCAAGGGAGCUUGGGUAUCAACAAAGACGAAGGGGUCAGACUGCUUAGAGCAAAGGACGACAAACGUCUGUCCUCCACUGCCAGUCUCUUUAACCUUUCCCGCUCUCAGAGCCUUGAGGGCAGCUGCCACUCCAUUUCCCCUCUCUCCUCCCCUUCCUUCUCUCCAUCCCCUCCUCAACGGAUGCCCCUCCAGCGCUCUCGAUCACUGAGGGACUUGGGGAGGAGAGUGUUUGGCUCCAUGAGGUCUCUGAGUCUCAAGAGGAAGCCAUCCAAGAAAUGACAUUUGUACAAUAAAUAAUUAUCGCAGUAGAUGAUUCUUCCAUGUGUUAUACUCAAACCACCGGUGAUGGCUGGCAUUACAUUUUGUGUAAAAGGAAGUGCCAUCAUGUUCAUAUUUCAAACUUCAAAGAUUUGUUAUUGCUCAGAUUUACUGGUACUGUAAUACUGGCUCCAAAAUGUAUGCCAGUCCUUUCAUUCACCACCAUGAUGAACGUUAACUCUCAGGCACAUUAGAGUCUGUAAGACCUGCUAGUAUCGUUCUUGGUUCACAGCAUUGAUUCCAGUGGAGUUUUUGUAAAUUUAUAUUGACAAAUAGUCUUUUCCUGACAUGUGUUAUUGUAAAUUGUACAAGGAGCACUGUAGGAUGCAGCAUGAACCACAAAGAAAUGCCAGUGAGGAAAACCUGGGUGACAACUUCACGUAGGGGCAAAUAAUUCCUUGUAGGUGAUGCAAAGACCUACAAACCUCUUAAAACCUCAUUAGUUUAGACUUUUUCAUAAUGUGUAUGCUGGUUAAAAGGAUUUGACAUUUCAAAAAGAACAAUAUUCUGGGAUUCUUUUCUGGCCUUUAAGGAACCCAAUUAAAAUAAUAUUCAAUAUGAUACCUUACGUAUAAUAUUUGCUAUUAUCAGCUCCAUCACAUAUGGUUAAAUCCCGCUGUAACCAUGAGUAUGAAUGUGUACGUGUACAACCCCCUACUGCAUGCUGCUCUGUGACUUGUUCAUUGUUCAUAGCUAUUGUAAGAAUGUGAUAUUCCUCUUUGUUUAUAGGUAAUAUUGCCUCUGAAGUACAAUCAUAUUGGCCGGACAAAGACCAAAACCAAGCAAAUACUCUUUAACUUGAUAUUAUGCUCAGGAUUUUCAAAAUAAAUAUUGAUUGAUUAAAUUUACAUGAGUUAUUUGAGACAAAAUGUGGCUUCUCAUGGCUAACGGUUAAUAAAAGAAGCUGCUGACUAAAACUUGUA